UUACAGUAAAUAGUCGGACGGAGCGAAGAACAGGAGGGCUGUCAGAUCGAAUUGAAAACGGUGACUCCCUGAGUUCAGAGAACCGCUCCUGUCAGGAACGGCCUCUCUCUGUCCGCGACGCUGGGCGGCCCAUGCUCCCGCAGUGCACCAUGGGUAGCUCUCCAGAGGUGCUGUCAUGGGCGUCGUGCCCCAGCCUGCUUGUUGGCAAGCUGAAGGAGGAGCUAAAGAACACUGUGGUGGGGGACAGCGUUAAGAAAACUUCAUCUCCCAACACCCCAGCCCCUCCCCUUCCUCUACCCCCCCAGAUCAUCACAGAUCUAGCGCCUCCCACACACCUCCUGGUUCCCCUGAUGACGCUCGCCCCACCCACAUGCCAGGACGAGGAGGCUAUGCUGGGCACCAGCCCACCAAUCACAGCGCUCAGUGAGGACUCUGGGCGGGAGCAGAGACAGUUUGACAACAGCGUGCUCCAAUUUCAGGAGCACGAGGAGGCGGAGUCACCGGCGUCAUGUGGCCAGGAGGGGUGUGGCAGCGGGGGCGAGGGGGAGGGGACAAGGGAAGGGUUGUGUCCCAUACACCAACACCACCCUGGGUCUGGAACCCACAACCACCCUCACCCGCAUGAUGACAUCAAACUGCACUUCCACAGAGCACCGGGAGGAGGGGGGUUCCUGGAGGGCCUGUUCGGCUGUCUCAGACCCGUCUGGAACAUCAUAGGGAAGACCUACAGCACUGAAUACAAGCUGCAGCAACAAGACAUGUGGGAGGUCCCGUUUGAGGAGAUCUCGGAGCUGCAGUGGCUGGGCAGCGGGGCGCAGGGGGCUGUCUUUCUGGGGAAGCUCCAUGGCAAUGAGGUGGCCAUCAAGAAGGUCCGUGAGCAGAAAGAGACAGACAUCAAACAUCUGAGGAAGCUCAAACACCCCAACAUCAUCGGCUUCAAAUUAAUCUGUACCCCAACUCCGUGCUACUGUAUCUUAAUGGAGUAUUGUUCCCAGGGCCAACUAGAGGUUCUGAGGGUCUGUCUGUAAUGAAGACUGCUGGUGGACUGGGCCUCAGGGAUCGCCUCUGGGAUGAACUGUCUGCUAAAGAUCAUACACAGAGACCUCAAGUCACCCAAUGUGCUGGUGACCCAACAAGACACCGUGAAGAUCAGUGACUUCGGGACGUCCAAGGAGCUCAGUGAUAAGAGUACUCAGAUGUCGUUCGCUGGUACGGUGGCCUGGAUGGCCCCAGAGGUCAUCAGGAACGCUCUGUCUGAGAAAGUAGACAUCUGGUCGUUUGGCGUGGUGUUAUGGGAGCUGCUGACUGGAGAGAUCCCCUAUAAAGACGUGGACUCCUCAGCCAUCAUCUGGGGUGUGGGUAGCAACAGCCUACACCUCCCUGUUCCCUCCACAUGUCCUGAUGGGUUCAAGAUCCUCAUGAAGCAGACAUGGCAAGGGAAGCCCAGGAAUCGUCCGUCAUUCCGUCAAAUCCUACUCCAUCUGGACAUCGCCUCAGCUGAUAUCCUGGGAGCUCCUCAGGAGACCUACUUCAAGUCUCAGUCUGAGUGGAGGGAGGAGGUGAGGAAGCACUUUGAGAAGAUCAAGUCUGAAGGAACCUGCAUCCACCGACUGGAUGAGGAGCUGAUCAAACGCAGGAGGGAUGAACUCAGACAUGCCCUGGACAUCAGGGAGCACUACGAGAGGAAGUUGGAGAGAGCUAACAACCUCUACAUGGAGCUGAGUGCCAUCAUGUUGCAGCUGGAGGUCCGCGAGAAGGAGCUCAUCAAGAGAGAGUUGGCUGUGGAGAAGAAAUAUCCAGGUAACUACAAGCGUUCCCACCUGGUGCGGCCCAUCGUCAGGCCCAACGCCGUGGAGAAAUUCAUCAGGAAGGAAGGCUGCAUUUCCCACAAGACUGGGAUACCCCCUGCGAAGAGGCCGGACCUGCUGCGCUCCGAAGGUAUCCCCAGUGUGGAGGUGCUCCCAUCCCCCUCGCCCCACUCUACCAGCCCCAAGGUUUCCACACCACCUGGCAAGCAGAGGUACCGCAGCAAGCCCCGCCACCGCCGUGCCAACAGCAAAGGUUCCCACAGCGACUUCCCCGGGGUUCUGAAGACCGGGCCGGGGGCGGAGGCUACGGAGGAGCAACAACCCCUCGGAGACCACUACCAGCACCAACCUCUAGGGAAGCAGCACUACCAUGAUCCUGCCACCGGGUGUGCUGUCCAAGAGCACUACGAGCACCACCACCACCCCCCACCACAGGGCCCUCUGCUGCCCCUGAAGAACAGAGAAGAAGCGGUGGUCAACUGUGCCAACAACCUGCGUUACUUCGGCCCGGCCGCGGCCCUACGGAGCCCCCAGACAGACCACCUCCAACGCCGCCUGUCUGGCACCAGCCCUGACCUCAUCUCUACGGCCGUGGUGUCAGACACACGCCAGCGCAGCAUCUCUGUGUCAGGCCCCGGGGGGAGGGGUGGGACACUGUGCCCCUGCUGCCAGGCACACCCCUUCCCAGGCUGCCUGCACUGCCAGGAGACCCCCACGGCCCCCAGCCACCCAGUGCUGCCACACUACUCCCUGCUGUCCACCUGUGAGGGCUCGUCCCCCUCCCUGUCCACAGUACCUGACCCCACGGCAGAGGGAGAGCAGCAGGAGAAGCAGGAUACAGCUCGGAAGAGCAGCUUACCCUCUGGAGCUGGCCUCCCACGCAACCUCAGGCCCCUCAGGAAGGCUGGUGAUGAGUCGUCAGAGGAGGAGGAGGGGGAGGUGGACAGUGAGGUGGAGUUUCCACGGAGACAGAGACCACACCGCUGUAUGAGGUCGUUCCAGUCCUACUCCACCUUCAGCUCAGAGAACCUGUCUGUAUCUGAGGAAGAGGAGGGUAACACCAGUGACCGCUCCCACAGCGGACCCCUGGAGCUCCUUUCAGCCUCUCAGGAGGACCACCUGGAUGAGCUGCUAUCCCACACACCUGACAUCCCCAUCGACAUCAACACCCAGUCAGACGGCCUGUCUGAUAAGGAGUGUGCUGUCCGCAGGGUCAAGACCCAGAUCUCCCUGGGGAAACUGUGUUCUGAUGAGCACAGCUAUGAGAACCCGCUGCACUUUGACUCCGACUGUGAUUCCUCUGAUGCAGAGUGUUCUGAUGCCACCAUUAAGAACAACCAGCCUGGCACACACACCUCCUGGUGAUCAUCCUCCCAUGGAAUAUCCUGGGGGCCACUCGGCCCUCCCGUCUGCUUGGAAAAACUCUGGGCCCCAGGACCCUACAGGGCCAUAGCAACGCCCCUGCAAUAGAUCCUCCCCCUACUUCCUCACUGCAUAGCAACCCCAUUCCCCCCAGACAACCUAAGCAGGGAUCCCUUUUGAAUGAUAUUAGAUAUAUAUACAGUAGAUAGAGGAUUGUGUAACAGUUUGAGGGAAAAAUCAGGAACUCUGUAAAACUUAAGAAGAAACAACAACAAAACUGUUAAUUGUAAGAUACUGGUGAGGAUGAUGAUGAUGAAGAGGACGCAGUGCAGCUUGGACCAGCCAGAGACUAUAAACUAACCAGUGGGUAACAGUGACUGUGUUACUGUAGGGCUGGGCAGGAUGUUGCUGUACUGUGUGUGUGUGUGUGUGUGUGUGUGUGUGUGUGUGUGUGUGUGUGUGUGUGUGUGUGUGUGUGUCAGCUGCUGGUUUCUCAGGCCACUGUCAGUACUCCAGAACAGUACAGUGAGUACGUUUACAUGCACACUAAUAAUUCGAUAUUAAACUGAUUAUGCCAGUAGGCAGAUUAUGCAAUAGUCAUGUAAACACCUUACUCUGCUUAUCUUAACUGGCGUGAGGUCAAAAUGGAAGGAAGUAUACACCGAUUAAAACACCUGGUUUUCUGAGCCAUCUGUUGAAUUACUAGGUCAACAACUUAAUCAUUCCUACAGUGUGUUUGAUCUGACAUGUGCUGGCACCAGCCGAGUGGGCCUCCCUCUUGAGGGAAGUGAGUGGGCCUCCCUCUUGAGGGAAGUGAGUGGGCCUCCCUCUUGAGGGAAGUGAGUGGGUCUCCCUCUUGAGGGAAGUGAGUGGGCCUCCCUCUUGAGGGAAGUGAGUGGGCCUCCCUCUUGAGGGAAGUGAGUGGGCCUCCCUCUUGAGGGAAGUGAGUGGGCCUCCCUCUUGAGGGAAGUGAGUGGGCCUCCCUCUUGAGGGAAGUGAGUGGGCCUCCCUCUUGAGGGAAGUGAGUUCGGGACAACUGAAUGUAUGCGUCAUUGAAGUAGUUUUCACAUACAAACUUUAUAUGUCCGAACACAGAAUCAAAUAUGCUUCCCAAAAAUAACACGGUAAUGACAUGUGGUACAGAGUUUAUUUUGAUUGCCGAUGUUCUUCAUUCAUCAUAUUGUCAUCAGGCAGCCUGAUUUCAGAUGUGUUCAUGUAAACAGGAUUAUUGGGGAAAUCUUUCUUCUUGCAAAGCAUGUAAACGUUUUAAACAAACUAUUAUAUUAAUCUGAUUAUCCACAAUAAUCACAUUAUUGUGUACAUGUAACCGUACUCAGUGAGUAUUCCAGAAUGGGACUGUCAGUAUUCCAGAAUGGGACUGUCAGUAGUCCAGAAUGGGACUGUCAGUAUUCCAGAACAGUACUGUAGGUGUUCUAGAACAGUGCUGUCAGUAUUCCAGAAGGGGACUGUCAGUAUUCCAGAACAGUACUGUAGGUAUUCUAGAACAGUGCUGUCAGUAUUCCAGAAGGGGACUGUCAGUGUUCCAGAUCAGUACUGUCACUAUUCCAGAAUGGGACUGUCAGUAUUCCAGAAUGGGACUGUUAGUAUACCAGAAGGGGGCUGUCAGUAUUCCAGAACAGUACAGUAUUCCAGAAUGGGACUGUCAGUAUUCCAGAGCAGUACUGAUGAUUCUAACUGUGUGAAAAGAACAUCAGAACACACAGCCUCCUGUCUUGUCCCACAGCCCAGCCCCCCACCAACCAUCACUGUCUCUGUAACUGUCUGACCAGUCCAGUAUGAUAUAACCUACCUGCUAAACAUGACUUUACAGAUGAAUCAGGACAGUAACCCGACCCCCAGUGGGACACAGACAUGGGCAAAUAACGUCUAAACACCAGCAUGAAACAACAGCCCAACCAUGUCCCAACCAUCAACCAACGUUGUCCCAACCAUCAGGGAUCCAUUUCAACACAGAUGGUUGAUUGUGAACCAGUACCUGGGCU
Messenger RNA from Oncorhynchus masou masou (cherry salmon), 5173 nucleotides. It is a transcript of the gene map3k13, whose product is annotated as mitogen-activated protein kinase kinase kinase 13. Lineage: Eukaryota; Metazoa; Chordata; Actinopteri; Salmoniformes; Salmonidae. Gene Ontology annotation, cellular component: cytoplasm. Gene Ontology annotation, biological process: signal transduction; protein autophosphorylation. Gene Ontology annotation, molecular function: MAP kinase kinase kinase activity; ATP binding. The record is from RefSeq and is a predicted model, not a curated record.